Closterium sp. NIES-67 is the source of this 2386-nucleotide messenger RNA. The record is from the annotation of a GenBank genome assembly. Lineage: Eukaryota; Viridiplantae; Streptophyta; Zygnematophyceae; Desmidiales; Closteriaceae.
UGGUGCUGGCCUUGCGACCUCCCCUGUUCUCGGGCCGAGACCAACCAGCGAGUCAUGACAACGCAGCCAUGACUCGCAAGACACCGGGACAUGUAUCCCUUCCCCCCCCCCAUGGAUAGGCAGCAACACGCGCUAUGCAACAACCGAGUGCCAAGGCUUCGUCUCGAGGCGCUGGUGCCGUGCUCUUAGUUAAAGCGACCCCGCGAAAUGGGCCGCCGUCUGCGCGGGGAGUCGUCGUACUCCCCACACUCGUAUCGCCAUCGAUUCCAGGAGCCGCAUUUCUUCGCUAGCCACCCAAGGUUCCUCCUCCCUUCAUCUGCCGCCACACAUGCUCACCCGCGCGCCUUCCCCCUCCCGCUCUCUCACCCGUCGCCCACUGAGCCCAUGUAUUUCCCUUCCGCGUCGCUCGAUUCCCCCGGUAUUGUCACUCCCCAUCGCGACCUCCACGCGUUCUUCUACGCGAAAACAGCCUCCCCGCCCAUACCAUCUGGACAUUCCCCAUUCCCCGGGCUACUGUCGUCGCAAUCCGCCUCAACUCUUGUCGCACGAGCAGAGAGCCCUGCCUCGGCUGCCGCUAUUCUGGGAAGUAAUUCGCCGCUGCGACAACCCUCGUCGCCUGCCGUCGCAUCAGCCGCCCCGCCCCCCAGUAGCCCCCCGUCGUCGCCGGUCAGGGGAGGCGCGCCUGCGUCGCCGGCGUCGCCUGCGUCGCAGGGUUGCGACAAGCAGUUCUCGUACACAGCGACGACCGGGUGCAGUGGCGGGAACGGCGCGGCGGUGGGGUAUGUGUUCGGCGGGCUGCUGUGCAUCCUGCUCGUGCUCUUCGUCUCGCUCACCGCCAUCUGCUUCUACCGCCGCCGCUAUGCGCGCUACCUCUCCACGACCGACCCGCCCUUGCGAUCGGACCUAUCCGGCAUUCAGCCCAUGGCGACGACACACUCCCACCAGCCACCGCGCAAGGACGACCCCGCCCCUCUCACCCCUGAGCCCUGCCCAGGCGUAUGGGUGACCCUGCCCGGGCCCGUGCAUGCCUCCGCGUCCUCCUCAGGGUCGCCGCAUCCCCCUCUGCUGCAAGUGGCCUGGCCGGAGAGCUACGACCGCCGCCUCGCUCGUGCCGUCCGGGCCAACGCUGCCUCCACUGCAGCCUCUGCCUCUCGUCCCUCCUCUUCUGCUGCUGCCGGUGCUGGUGCUGCUGGUGCUGGUGGUGGAGUUGCGUCUGGCCGGUCUGCCGCUGGGGCGGGUCAGUCACUGUUGCUGCGUCGCCCCAGCACAGGGGGGUCCAUGCGGGCGGGCAGCCACGUGCCCUCGCCCGACUCUUCCGUGCACUCCAUCUCCAGCCUCGAGCCCUCCGUGCAUCUGUCUAUGAGAGGGGGGGUGAGCUUCAGCGGCAGUGGCAGGGGGGUCAUGUUUGGGAGCGCCUCGUACAGCGCCACAGGGCUGGGCGGCAUGGGUGUGGGGGCGGGCGCUGGUGGGGGGGCGGCAGGAGGAGUGGUGGUGGUGGGUGAUGGGGUGUUUGGAGUGGCGUCAGGGGCGAUGCUGCCUGUGAGGGAACAGGACUGGAACAGUGCUGCCAUACCCAGUGUGGCUGCUCAUGCCAUGACUGGUGGGGGAAUAAGUGCCACUGGCAUUGCUGCUGUGGAUAUCACUGCUGGUGAGCCUGGGUCGGGAGUUGGUCCUAGAGAUGCUGCUACAGAAGCAGCUGAAGAAGGGGCCGUAGGGGCAGCAGAGGCAGCAGGGGGAGGGGCAAGCAUACACGGCAGCAUGAGGUCACAGACAGCCUCCGCUGGUCGGUUGCCCAUUUCAUUAGAGGAGACCCUCUCAUUAAUGGAGCCGCCCUUACAGUCGCACUCCCAACACGGGGGGUUGUGUGAGCAGGGCAGCCAUGGCAUGGGAGCUGAGGAUGGCAGUUGGGAUGAUAGGCAGGGGCAAGGGCAGGUGGAGGGUGGGGCGAGGCAUGGGGAUGGGGUGGUGGAUGGUGCAGGGCUUGAGAGUGGAGAAGAGAGGGCGGAGGGGCGGCAGCAUGGAGGCAACAUCUGGCAGACCGUGUCGUCUUUCUCCAUCGCAUGCCAUUUGGCCCAUCACUCGUGAACCAUGAGCCCUGUGUUCCACGGUCCCGCCUUUCCCCCUCCAUGUCUAUGGCUGCCUUGCGGACUUCAGCCAAGAGCGGCAAGCGUGUGAUAUGUGUGGUGGGCCAAUUGGUCUGAGAGUUAGGGAUUCCUGUGUGCUUGGUGAGAGGCUCUGUUGGUGAACCAGGGUGGGGGAAGCACAUAUCAGAACAACUUGGGUAGUGUGCUUAGGGCAGGUAAAGGAUUCAUAAUGCGUCUUUGAGGCAAGGGUUUCGUGAAGUGUGUUUGCUGUUUUAUAUGCUUGAUAAAAAGGGCUUAGGCAG